AUGGAUUCAAAUGGAGAAGAAGAUUCAUCUAUGGAGUUAUUGUUAAAGAGGAGUCUUUUAUCCAGAAGCAAACUGGCGACGAUCACUAAAGACUUGGAUGGUGUGACACAGUAUGUUUGUAUUGAAUGUCAUGCUCAGUAUGAGGAUAAAGAAGAAUUAGAAGUGCAUUUGUGUUCACAUUACAAUGAAUAUAGAUUUCUGUGUGGUAUCUGUGGAACAGGAUUAAAACGUAGAGAGCAUUUAGAUAGACACAUGCAAGGACAUAUGGAGGUACGGCCUCAUGUAUGUGAAGAAUGUGGAAAGGCUUUCAAACGGAAAGAACAUCUUAAUAUUCACAGAUCAAUCCACAAAGGUGUUAAAACAUUGCAGUGUUCCUUGUGUAGUAAAUGUUUCUAUCGGAAGGAUCAUCUCCAGAAGCACAUACAGACUCAUAACAAACAUUUUAUAGAGCAGAAUAUCAUACCAAUGAACGACCAAGAACUGAGCAUAAAAGAAGAGGUUGAUUAUGAUUUGGAGGAUAUCAAACCUAUUAUUAGUGAUGUAACUGGAACUAUAGCAGACCAGGAUACAUCUAUGGAGUCUGAAGACGCGAACGACCUGCCAGAGUCUAUGGACGCGGUAGAGGGCCUGCACACACUGACGUUGCAACACGCAAAGAGCUCUCGCCCCUUCGUUUGUACUACCUGCGGCAGGAGUUAUAAACGAAAGGACCACCUCAAGAUUCACAGCUGGACGCACGCUAAAAAAGAAGUGGCCUGCAAGAUUUGUGGAAAAGAAUUCCACAUGAAGGAGCAAAUGCUGGUUCACGUCAACUUGGUGCAUCUGAAGAGCUACGAGCAACAAAACAACUUGUCUCAACUGCAGAGCCUGCUCGGUAACGACAUCGAAGUUGAAGUGCUGAAUAACGAACAAGAAUUGCUCGUGCCACGCGCCAUCAAAGAGGAACGUGCGCACGAGUGCCCGAUCUGUCACCGCAAGUUCAAGCGGAAACAGCACUUGAAGGUGCACGCCAACGUACACCUUAGGAACAAGCGGGACUUCUUCUGCAACACCUGCCAUGAAGGUUUCCGAGAUAGAAAUGAAUUCGCGAAUCACGUGUGCCCAAAUAAGGAGGAAAAUCAAAAUGGCGGGUCCGAGAACGAGCUCGAACAAAAUGGCGAAUAUGAAGAGACCAGCUACGAUGAGUCAUCACCUAAUGGAAGAAAGGAAAAUUAUCCCCAAGACUUACUUGAGGUGGUGGUGGAAGAAGCGGUAAUACCGAGUCCGAUGCGCGUUUUCGUCUGCAAGUACUGUGGCAAAGCGUUCCGGCGGAAAGAUCACUAUAAGAUACAUUUGCACAUACACACGGGUCACAAAUCGUUCUUCUGUCCCACUUGUGGGAAAGGUUUCUAUCGUAAAGAUCACCUUCAAAAGCAUAUGAUAGUCCACGCGAAAAGCAAACUCAAGGUCGCGCCUAGGUCUCCGCAACUCCCGGUUUAUCGUGAGAUUUUCAGCAGCCCAGCGCCGUCACGCAACAGAAACGCGACAUCAAAGAAGAAGCAGAUACCGGGACUGCUUCCGAUUUCGACGAAAAAGGAGAAAGAGAAGAGGGAGGUUAAACCGGAAAUCACCAUACAUGCGCCAUCAUCUGCUAAAAUCCUGAUGCCGCUUCAAAUGAAAGUGCCCUACCAGAUGGUGAUGUCAUUGGACAAUGGGGAGCAGCGUGCGGUCACAGUGGACCCCACCGUGGACGAUUCUAAUGACGAACAGGAUCCCCUCGAGGAUAUGGAGACGGCUAUUCUCCCAAAUUGA
This is a messenger RNA of Leptosia nina, 1791 nucleotides long. The record is from the annotation of a GenBank genome assembly. Lineage: Eukaryota; Metazoa; Arthropoda; Insecta; Lepidoptera; Pieridae.